Messenger RNA from Chinchilla lanigera (long-tailed chinchilla), 1755 nucleotides. RefSeq names its product zinc finger protein 474-like. The coding region runs from base 378 to 1739 and encodes 453 amino acids. The record is from RefSeq and is a predicted model, not a curated record. Lineage: Eukaryota; Metazoa; Chordata; Mammalia; Rodentia; Chinchillidae. The transcript is spliced from 4 exons.
CCUCAGCAACUGUAUAUACUAGCACAAGCUCUCACAAGAGUGGAUGUAAAUUUUGGAGCUCCCAGCUAUUCUGCUCCUGUUUCUACCAGCUUUCUCCCUGGAUAUUCAGAGGAGCUUGGGCUGCCAUGGUAAAAGCAGAAUAGAGAGAUGAAGAAUAGAUUUUAUAAGAUCUUUGAGACAACUGAGGUUCAGUGAGGACUUGCUGACCUUCCAGACUGCUGCUUCGUGGUGAAGUCUGAAUUGCAGUCUUUGGGGCUAAGGUAUUGGCAACAACAUGGACCCUCAGGACUGCCAACCUCACUCCCUUUCACUCUAAUCAGGAGCUCAGAACGAGUCUGGCCUGAAAUUAGACCAGGCGCUAGAGAAAACCCUUAUUAAUGGAAAGAGGAAAGGAGAAAAGGACUUCCAAUCAACUGCAACAAAUGUUCUACCACUCUAAAGAGCCUACCUUCCUUAUCAACCAAGCUGUGCUAUCUAGUGACUCCCAAUCUAACCUUUUGCCAGAAGUAGAAUGUGUCAAUCCUGGUGGAAAAAUAAAGACAAAUGCUCAGCUAAAUAGACCUGGAACAGUGACACUUUCGGUAUCAAGCAGAACUCUGUCUGAAGGCCAGCAUCACCCCCCUGUAAUACUGUCCCGCAGGCCUGGAUUCCAUGUAUGCUACAUCUGUGGCCGAGAAUUUGGGUCACAGUCACUUGCCAUUCAUGAGCCCCAGUGCUUGGAGAAGUGGCGCAUUGAAAACAGCAAGUUACCCAAGCACCUAAGGAGGCCAGAACCCUCCAGAACACAGCCUGGCCGUGGCAGUGGGGCCUACAGUCUUCAGGCAAUGAAUGAGGCAGCAUUUCACAGCACCCAGGCUCCACUGGUGCCCUGUGAGUCCUGUGGCUGCACCUUCUUGCCAGAUCAUCUCCUUGUUCACCAGAGAAGCUGCAGGCCAAAGGGGGAGGGCCCCAGAACAUCAAACCCCAAUGAUUCUGACAAUCUUACUGGCUUCAGGAAAACUUCUAGUGGUGUCCCAGCCAGACCGAGGACUCUUAUCUGCUACAUUUGUAGGAGGAAAUUUGGCACCCUAUCCCUUCCUAUUCAUGAGCCCAAAUGCCUGGAAAAGUGGAAAAUGGAAAAUGACCAGCUGCCUAGGGAGCACCGCCAGCCACUCCCGCAGAAGCCUGAGACCCUUGUACCUGGACAGUCUAGCCAAGAGGGCUCAAGUCAUGCCCAACUUGUGCCCUGCACAAACUGUAGCCAGACCUUUGCCCCUGAUCACCUUCAGGAACACCAGAGGAGUUGUAAAGCUCAAUCUACUAUACCAAAAGUUCAGAAUUUGACCUUAAGAAGCAAAAGUGAUCUAAAUGCUACCAUCAAUUCCAGGCAACAAAAGAACAUGGCACCACCCAGCAUACCUGAUAAGUCAACAAUGAUAAGACGUCCACCGACAGUUGUUUGUUACAUCUGUGGUCGUGAAUAUGGAACAAAGUCCAUUAGCAUCCAUGAGCCGCAAUGCCUAAAAAAGUGGCAUAAUGAAAACAACUUGUUGCCUAAAGAACUAAGGAGACCAGAACCUAAAAAACCAGAAGUCAGGACCAUUACUGCCAAAGGGUUCUAUGAUCUCAAUUCCUUAAAUGAAGCUGCUUGGACAAGUGCCCAGAACCAGUUGGUUCCCUGCAGUGUUUGUGGGCGGACCUUCCUGCCAGACAGACUGAUUGUUCACCAGCGAUCUUGCAAACCAAAAGCUGCCAAGUAAAGCCUUUUUCUCUUCA